Molecule: messenger RNA, 2477 nt
Organism: Manihot esculenta (cassava)
Lineage: Eukaryota; Viridiplantae; Streptophyta; Magnoliopsida; Malpighiales; Euphorbiaceae
Product: protein WVD2-like 7
Exons: 8
Coding region: 631-2115 (494 amino acids)
Source: RefSeq, a predicted model, not a curated record
GGAUAAUUUAAAUUUAACCAGUAGUUUGUGAUUUCUCCGUCCAAUCUGUUUGUUUUCUUGAAUAUCCCAUUAAUUAUGCCAACUAAUCUUUAAUUUCUUGCUUCUUUUACAUAUUUUUGGUGUUUUCCUGUUCAAAUUUUGGAAAUUUGCUGCUAGGAAUCUUUAGGGAAGUCGCAAUUAUUCCACUUUCUUAGUUUUCUUUCAUUUGAAUAGUGGAGGAACCAAAAUCUAAUUCAUUUUAUGAAAAAUUACACGGGUUGUUAUCUCUGCUUUGUGAUUAUGGACGCUUUCACUCUUGAUGUAAUUUUUCUGUCUUGAUGAUUGAAUUUAUGAUUCGGUAACUUCCACAAGUACGACAAACAGACAAGGCUGCCCAUUAAUGUGAAAAGGGGAAGUGAUAAAAGGAAAAGGGCAAAUUUUAGGAAGGAGGGGGUGAAGACAGAUAUAUAUAUAGAGAGAGAGAUUAUCUUGAAACACAAUAAUAUGCCCAUCCAUGCCUUUUUCUUGUUCAGUUCUUGCUUUUCUUCAAGUUUUCUUUUUGUCUCCUUUGUGAAUAUCUUAUACUUUAUCAUUGUAAGUGGGCUUCAAUGAAUUCAUCUCUUCUGUUGAGUGUUAAUGGGCAAAUGAAUAAUGGCUGCAUUAAGCAGUGAAGAUAAGAUGGGGGAGACAGCUACUUCCGGUCGUGCUCUUCAAGUGUCAGUUUCAUUAGGUAGAUUUGAGAAUGAUUCAUUGUCUUGGGAGAAAUGGUCAUCUUUCUCGCAGAACAAGUACAUGGAGGAAGUUGAGAAGUGUGCCACACCUGGAUCUGUAGCUGAGAAAAAGGCUUACUUUGAAGCUCAUUACAAAAAGAUUGCUACCAGGAAAGCUGAGCAGCUGAGUCAGGAGAAGCAAGUGGAACAUGACUCACUAGGGUCAAAUGAUCAAAAUAGUGGAGAUCUCAUUGGAAAAGCUCAUGGUAUAGAUUCUGAAUUUGAUAGUCCCAUUAGCCAAACUUCUGCUGAAGGGACUGGGCAAGAAACCAAAUUGGAUAAUGAGUUGUGUUCUGGCCAAGUUGAUGCAGUUGAUGAAGAUGCUGCAAUCAGUAUAGAAGGUCAAGGCUCAUUGAUUGAAACAUUGGAAGAAGAUCUGGAUAGCAGACUAAAUGGUCCCACAUUGAAGAGGACAGAAGAAGCUUGUUUAGCUAAAGAAGAGAAAAAUUUGUACACAGAGUCUCAAGAAAUGAAGGACUCACCAAAGAACUUGGACAAAGAGAUAGAAAGUAUUGUUGCAAUUAAAGAGGAAAAUAUCAAGUUAGAUCAUCGAAAGGAAUCUGAAAAGACUUCUCCAUUGCAUAAGAUCAGAGACAUGACAAGGAUAAAGAAGAAAGUGGCAUCACCUGUAGCUAAAUCAGCCCAAGUUUCCACGCCGAAGGCCCCAGAGACAAUGCCAACUUCUAGCACAUUGUCCACGUUGCAGCCAUUCACGAAGAAAGUAACUGGUUCAUCCUUACCAGAGGGCGAUAAUCUGUCUGUGGGUGGAAGCAAGAAAGUGAUUUCUAAAUCCUUGCAUUCGUCUCUUAGUCUGGAUGCUCCAAAUUCUGAUCCCGCUACUCAUGCACCGCCUCCUAUUACAGCUACUCGAAGUUCAUUUAUUAUGGAGAAAAUGAAGGAUAAGGACAUUGUCAAACGAGUAUUUAAGACAUUCCAAAACAAUUUUAACCAGUUGAAGGCCUCAGCUGAAGAGAGAUCUUUGGCAGCAAAGCAGGUGACCACAAAGGGGACAGAAGCUAAGGUUUCCAAUUCUCUGACUCCUCAAAAAGAGAACGCAGGGUCUUUCAAAACGGCUAGUAUGGACAAAAAAACUGGUAAGGCGGCCCCAUCUUCUUUUGGCUUGAAAAGCGAUGAAAGGGCAGAGAAUAGGAAGGAGUUUUCUAAGGAACUGGAAGAGAAAUGGAAAGCAAAAGAUGCUAAGAGCACGUGCCUCCAAACAAAAUCAAAGCAGGAGAAAGAAGUGGAGAUAAGAAAGAUAAGACACAGCCUUAAUUUCAAAUCUACACCCAUGCCAGGUUUUUAUCGGGGACAAAAGGUGUCUAAAAGCCCUUCAGAUAAGGAGGGUUCCAGGACACUUGGGACAUAGAAGCAUUCACCAUCUACCAAGCGUACAAGAUAUUAUGAAAUGUCUGAAGCAAACAGCAGGUUAUGUGCUUUGGUCCACCACUUCUGCUUCAGAGGCGGCACUUAUGGGCAAGGACAAUAUUAAUCUAAGAAGUGUUAUUCUAGUUAGGAUAGUCUCACCAGGCAAACAUAAUAAUGCAACUCAUUAGUCACCAUCUGUAUAUUGUCCAGAUAGAGCAUGUUAAAUGUCUCAGGUUUCUUAGGCCUCUCUCACCUGAUGCAUAAAUUGCAGUAAUUUGUCCUCCAAAAAUAGGAAUCUAUGAACCUUGGAAUUUAUUGCAACCAUUUAUUUUCAACGGCAUUAAGGCUUAUUGGUUUCGUAAA